CAACAACAACAUAUUUCUUUGGAAACGAAUUACGCUCACCACUCCAGCACCGCGCAACCUCAGAGUGCUAGUGUCCAUUGAAAUGACGUCGUUUCUGCACUUCCCUGCAACUUCCUCUCUUCCUUCUUCUCUCCGCGGACCUUCCCUCGCAGCUCGCCCCAAUCCCACCUCGCUCUCUCAGACCCGGUUCAGUGUUAAAUGCAGGUACGCAGAGGCAGGCGUAAAGAGCGAGGACUUCAAUUCCGGCGCCAUAGACGUUGUGGCUGAUGUCAGGCCUGAACGGGUUGUGGUAUUGGGAGGGAGUGGUUUUGUUGGUUCUGCUAUAUGUAAGGCUGCGGUGUCCAAAGGCAUAGAGGUCGUAGGUGUGAGCAGGUCGGGGCGGCCGACGUACUCCGGUUCAUGGAUUGAUCAGGUUAAUUGGGUACCAGGAGACGUUUUUUAUGUAAACUGGGAUGCAGUACUUCUUGGGGCCACUGCAGUGGUUUCAACAAUUGGUGGUUUUGGCAGCGAGGAACAGAUGCAAAGGAUUAAUGGCGAGGCAAAUGUCGUUGCUGUGAAUGCUGCAAAGGAAUAUGGAGUUCCAAAGUUUGUCUUGAUCUCGGUGCAUGAUUACAAUCUACCUCCAUUUCUACUUUCAUCUGGAUACUUCACAGGAAAGAGAAAAGCUGAAUCAGAGGUUCUCUCCAAAUAUCCCAACUCUGGCGUUGUGUUAAGACCUGGUUUCAUAUAUGGGAAAAGGAAGGUCGAUGGAUUUGAGAUUCCUUUGGAUCUGAUAGGAGAACCAGUGGAAAGAAUUCUACGUGCUACUGAGAGCUUUACCAAACCAUUGAGUUCUCUUCCAGCAUCCGAUCUGCUCUUGGCUCCACCUGUUAGUGUUGAUGAUGUUGCGUUUGCUGCAAUCAAUGCAAUAAGAGACGAUGACUUCUUCGGCAUUUUUACUAUUGCACAAAUUAAGGAAGCUGCUGAGAAGGUUAGGGUGUGAAUAUGUUCUUGUAUACAGAAUUAGCAGGUGAUAGUUAUACAAACAGGUCUGACUAUCACAGAAAACCUGUUUCUGCAACCCAGUGUUGGAGGGAGGCAUAAGUUAUGUUGUACUGCAAAGAUGAAGAAAUCAUUUUUGUAAAACUUCCUUUGAAUCAAACCUUUUACACUUUCAUAUUUAGCAAGUAGAAUUCCUUGACCGGCUGUUAAGAAGUAUUGGGGAGCCUUUGGGCUUAUGAUAUAUAAGUAACAGUAAUUUCGACAUGAA
Rosa rugosa (rugosa rose) is the source of this 1249-nucleotide messenger RNA. RefSeq lists its product as uncharacterized. The transcript has 7 exons. Gene Ontology annotation, cellular component: mitochondrion. Gene Ontology annotation, molecular function: protein-containing complex binding. The coding region runs from base 83 to 982 and encodes 299 amino acids. NCBI's taxonomy places the organism in Eukaryota, Viridiplantae, Streptophyta, Magnoliopsida, Rosales, Rosaceae. The record is from RefSeq and is a predicted model, not a curated record.